This is a messenger RNA of Anopheles funestus (African malaria mosquito), 5014 nucleotides long. RefSeq names its product protein abrupt-like. The coding region runs from base 296 to 1804 and encodes 502 amino acids. NCBI's taxonomy places the organism in Eukaryota, Metazoa, Arthropoda, Insecta, Diptera, Culicidae. Gene Ontology annotation, molecular function: protein binding. The transcript is spliced from 6 exons. Gene Ontology annotation, biological process: regulation of transcription by RNA polymerase II. The record is from RefSeq and is a predicted model, not a curated record. Gene Ontology annotation, cellular component: nucleus.
AGUAGAUGACGCUAUUUGACAACCCCUGCUGAAGGGGUAUUUUUCUUCCAUUACUUGGAAAAAAGGAAAGGAAGACCCACUCAAGAAAACGCUUCAGGUGGGGGAGGUUGGAAUAGCGUCUUGAAUUAAAAUCGCGGUAAAAAUUGUGCUAAAGCUGAUAAACUGAUGAGAAAUGUUUCUGGCGGAAUAAAACAUUGAACGGCGUUUCGCAUAACAACGGUGAAAUAGAAUAAGUGUGAUCAAUUCUGGUGUCCGUAAAUCCGUGCGUUGCCCAACGGUGGCAAAUCUUACAAACAUGAAUCCACAGCAGUUUUCGCUACGGUGGAAUAAUUACACCUCCUACAUAGCCGGAGCAUUUGACUCACUCCGCUAUGAAGAAGACUUCGUCGAUGUGACGUUGUGCUGCGAAGGGCGCAAGAUACGCGCUCAUAAAAUAUUGCUCUCCGCUUGCAGUCCAUACUUCAAGGACGUAUUCAAGGAGAAUCCAUGCCAGCACCCGGUCAUUAUUUUCAAAAAUGUGCGCUACACGGACCUGAUGUCGUUGGUCGAGUUUAUGUACCAGGGUGAAGUGAGCGUGCCGCAGGAACAGCUACCCUCCUUCCUUCAUACGGCCGAGAUACUGGCGAUCCGGGGGCUCACGGACAAUACGACAGAUUCGCGCCAGCAAACGAACACGACUACGUCCGCUAUCGCACAGCAGCUGAUACAGAGCCAAGCCGUACUGGACAAAUCUGCCACGAUCACAACGACCGACUCCCUGUAUCUCACUUUGCCAUCAAAUUCGACCAUAGUCCAUCAACCGAAGCUUGUACAAGCACAGAUACAGACCACACCGAUCAUCACCAAACCACUGAUCAAACCAUCACCGCCCGAAAUGCCCGCCUUGACCGCUUCUACCACCACCAUGGCUGUACCGAUCACGCAACAACAGCAGCAACCAACAAUUGCUAAAAUUCAGGUACAAGCAUCGACGCACCAACAGCAACAGCAACAGGUUCAAGUGCAGGUGCAGCAAGUAGCCGUACAGCAAGUGCAGCAAACGCAGCAGUCACAACAGAACCAGCAGCAGACAACAUCUCAGGUGCAGUCACAGCCACAGCACCAAACUACGCAGGCUACUACCUUGCAGGAGGUGGUAGACAAUGUCGUCCAGCCGAGAAAGAAAAAGAUCAAGGGACAACAGAUCAUAACGUCGCAGCCAAACUCAUCUGUUCCUUCUGCCUCGACGGUAACAGUUACAACCACCAGUUCGGGACAAUCGGGCGAAAACGAAAUGUAUGAGACAGACACCUACACCAUCACUACGAAAGAUGCACGAGAAGAACAAGAACAUGAACAGUACACAGAAAACGGCCAAUCGGGUGCUACGCUAAAGAUGGAAAUUCCGGAGUUUAUCAGCGUCGGCGAGCCGAUUAAUUCUGGUAACGGCACAAAUAAUACGUUCCUCCAAGAAAGCUACGAACUUGUUUCGGAAAACAUAGAAGAAAAGGAUGACGACGAAGAUAUGGCGCAGGACAAUAUUGAGAUCGAAGGCUCGGAAAUGGAUAUGAGUCGUAUUUUCCAAGGAUCAACCGAUGAGCAGACGAAAUCAAACAUUUUGCAAGAAGUGUUUGAGCAAAAAAUGAAACCCAAAAAAUACAAGUGCAAAGAUUGCGACAAAAGCUUCGCCGCCUGGAAAUCGCUCACGAUGCAUCAGCAUAUACACAGGGGCCUCACGAAAUGCACUAUCUGCGGGGCGAUCUUGUCACGCACGGCCAAUCUCAAGCGACACAUGAAGCUGAAACACGAGAAAAUCAUGCCAUAGAUGGCUCGCAUUGAGUCGUAACCCCGGAGGGGGGUUACAUCGCUUGGUACUUGCCUCACGUUCGUGACUAACGCGAGCUCUCAUCAUCGCGAGUGUGUAUUAUCUAAUAAUGUCAGGUAUUGUAUAUAAAAAAGGUUUAGGCUAAACAUGUGCAGCCGUUGCCAGAUUCCAGGCGAGGUUAGGCCAGAAAAGGUUAAAGCGAUAUCCUAACCGUUUAACCUUCCGUACUGUUGAUCAGAGUCUACAAUUUAAUCAAUGGCAGGGUUCGGAAAUGCCAUUCGGUAACCACUUACUGCGAACUUGUAAGCCAUUUGGUACAGUAUGGUAAAAAAAAUCCUGCUUAUUGAUCCUAGAUGAAUGUUUUUUUUGGCUCGUUAUGUUUUUUUAUAACAAAAGCAUGACAUUACAAUGGCACUUUAACUGCUGCUACUUACGGCUCAUAGUUCUGUUUCUUUGCUGUCAAAUUCAAUGUAUAAAAGCAUUUGCUUUGUGCACACAUUUUGAUAGGGAAACGAAGUAGCAAAAUGCGUUAUGCGUUAUGCGUUAUGUACUAGUUGUUUGCAUUAGUUUUGAUAAUUUUAACAUCAUUUAGAUGGAUGUUGUUUUACUACACUCGUACGAAACUGUUUCCAUUCGUAUGCUAACUCCGAUCAAAUUGUUUGUAGUGAAUUAUGCUGAUUAAUUCAUUUAUUGUAAUUACUUAACUAUUGGUUCAAUAAAUUUUCUUUGUACCUAUUUGGGCCAUUUUGAUUGCGCCCUGACAGUAAAUCAAACACUUUUUUUAACCGUUGAAAUUAUUACCAAAAAAUGGUAUUUGGACCCUUAUAAGCAUGCAAUAUGGGUGAGAUGGUUUGUUGUUGUAGAUGCUUUCAAAUGAAACAAUCAAUUGCGUUUGAUAACGUGUUGGAACUAAUAUUUUGAUAGUUACCAAAAGAUUGUACUUCGUCUUGGCGUAACGAUCUACCCUACUGGGUAAAUUUGAACCUGGAAAAGCAAACAAAAAAUCCGGCAAAAUCCGAAUGGGAAUCCGACAUUGCUGCCACCGCCCAGUCUCCCGUAAAUUUGUACUACUUUAUUUUAAUUUGAUGGAAAUUUAAUUGAAUAUUAUUCAAGCCCCCCUCAAAAAAAGCAUUCUUCACAUCGAAAUUGCUCAUGUUGAACAAAACCCCCAAAUGCGUCAAAAUUAGUGCAAGAACUUAAUGCAUACCCCGCAAAGAUUCAUAUUUGUAUCUUAUGGUUGAAAGUAAGAAAAUAUUAUUUUAAAAUGAUUUUAGCAACAUGAUAAACAUUAAUUGUAACUAUAAAACAGCAUAAACAUGAACAUAAAGAAAGGAAGAGGAGAUAAAAAGGGAGAGUAGCAACACACUUUAACUCAUCUGUGCAGAUAUCAAAACAUUAGGACUUUUUUUUAAAACAAAAUGGCGGAAACCACCCAUUCCCAUUUCAUACAACAAAAAUGAAAAAAACCAACAGAAGAGUAAAUAUAAUAGUAAAUAAGUAAUUUUAAGGAAACAUUAUAAAACAAAAAUCUUGACUAUAUUGCGGAGAGUGGAUAUUUCAGAACCCGGACAAAAUGAUUUUGCAACCUUUACAUUUUACGCACGAUGCGUUUAUGUGAAAGUAUGUGUGAGGCUCAAACAUAAACGAGUAAGCAACAAACUUGACCGUUUAAAAGAAAUCUUAACAUGCGUGCCGUAUGAAUGGAAAGCAAACAUUUAAUUGUUUGCUUGCAUGUUCUCAAUUGUUUUGACAUACCAAAUUCAAUCGAGUGAUUUUUUUCUGAAGGAAAAAAUUGAUGCAUCAUUGCAGUGUUCAGUUUGAUGUUGUACUUAUAGUUUAAAUUUAUAUAAAAAAAUAUUAAGUGCAUGCGAGAAAACAAUAAAAUAACAGAAAGAGAGAGAAGAAAGUGGAAAGGGACAGUGCUAAAAAUAUGUUUUAGGAAUUUGUUUUAUAACUUUGACCAUUAAAAAGCAAGCAAAUUCGUUACUGUCCACGCAAUUCAGAAUUAAGUGUUUAGUCACAAUUUAAAAGCAAAAAAUAAUAGAUAAAUAAUGGAUAUAUUUCACAAUAGUUUUUGUUUUCCUUUCAUUUGUUUUUUUUUUUGGCAAUUUUGGAUUAGGUUGAUCGAAUGAUAUUCGAUGUGUUAGAUCGCAGCACGUUACGAAGGAACUGCCGCAACAAAAUUUCGUUGUAAAUUAACGGUUUAGAGCGUAAUAAAUUCCUCCAGCAUGCUUGUUUCUAUUAAUUUUUUUUUCCUAGCAUUCUUUCGAAGGUUGCGAAAAAUGAAGCCUUUCGUGCUGAUAUUGUAACAGUUCGAAUUCGAAUAUUCCACGAUAACCCGUGUGGAUGUUGAAUAUUACACACUCUCAAUAAUACAUUGAUUUCUCUUUUAGUUUUUUUGACAGUUAUUUUGACAUAAAUGACAGAUUUUUUAAAAACCAUAAUUAAAUUUCUAAUUAGAUCAGGUUUGAAAUUCAGCGCGGUAUUUAUUUUGUUUUACAGAAAAAAGGAGUUUGUUGUCAAUUCUAGCCGCUUAUUGGAUCUGAUUUAUACUGUUUUGUUCUACACAUAAUAAACUAUUUUCUGUAUCAAUUUUAUCUAACUCAAAUUUGUGUCCUUAUUCACUGGUCACAGCAGAGGCUAGUAGGUUCUUGUCUUUAAAAUAACUAAAAAAUAUAUAAAGUUUAAUUUAAAGUUUUAUUCGAAUAAUACUUGGGUUGAAGAAAAGAGAAUUAUUUAAAAAAAUAAUACAACUUAUUGAUUUUUUCCCAAUAGUCUGGAUGUAUCGCUUUGCUAUAAAAUAAAAUAAGAAAAGAAUUACAAUUGUACAACUAUCAGGAAGCAAACGCUGUUCAACAUAUGAACUUCUUUCUGGGUCAAUGUAGCAAUUGUAUCUUUUGUAUAGUACAAUUCUUUUGUCUCAUCAAAGCAAUUCGCUUAAUAAGGAAAACGUUUGCAAACUUUAUAGGCAAUGCAUGAUGGAAUCUGACGGAACAGUGUGUGUUUCAAGUUUUGUUUCUCUGGCUGAAGGUUUUAUAAACUAAACCCCUGUGUUUGUGUGCACUUAACUUAACGCGUAUGUGGAAAAAGAAAUUGAUUUCCAAUUCUUUACCAUUUUUGAUAAAGGCUCACAUAAAUGAAAAUAUUGAAUGUACGCUUUACGCAUCCGGUGCCCCGGAGUGUAAAUAAAGAUCGAACAAAAACCAAAAA